This is a messenger RNA of Ogataea polymorpha, 5034 nucleotides long. RefSeq lists its product as uncharacterized. NCBI's taxonomy places the organism in Eukaryota, Fungi, Ascomycota, Pichiomycetes, Pichiales, Pichiaceae. Gene Ontology annotation, molecular function: NADH dehydrogenase activity. Bases 3175 to 3879 code for a protein of 234 amino acids. The transcript has a single exon. The record is from RefSeq and is a predicted model, not a curated record.
CGUCUCAUCAUUCUACCUCUAUUAUACACUACAAACAACAACAGAAGAUGCUCUUGAAAAAGCCAAAAAUUCCUUCUGGAAUCUCCUCUGUGUCCUGCUGAUACGGAUCUCCUGAGGAGUCGUAAUGGCCGUUAGCAGCUCCCAGAAGAAGCCGAGUGUUCUCAUCCACUUUCGACCGUGGUUGACUCUCGUGUGGAUCGCUUUUCGUAUGCUGCGAAACGCGCCGUGUUGGAGCAAAAGCCUUGUUUGACUUGUGGUGUCUGCUAGCAUGGUGAUUGUUAGACCCGUAUCCAUUGAGAUUAGUUUUCCUAUUUUUAUUCCAAUCCCAGCCUUUCCCAUCGUUCAGCUUCAUCCAGUCGUAAUAGCCAUCGUCCACCUCGCCGAUGUCCUCUAGCGCGGCAUCCAUCAACGAUAUGAGAUACUCGUAAUUAGGCUCCUCUUCAAAGCGCAGGUUGCGAGCAUACGUGAGGUAGUCUGCGAACGAUUUCGGUAGUUUAUGACAGAGCUGCUGAAUUGAAGUGGCCUGCUUUUUCUCCCCAAUCUUCUCAUACUUCAUCUUAUUCGUAGGUGCUUUGAGCCCUUGCCAUGGGAGCUCCCCUUUCAAAAAAUACAGAAACACAUGCCCAAGAGAUUCCAAGUCGUCUCGUCUUGAUUGUUCUCUUCCCAAAUGCGUGUUGAUAGACAUGUACCGUGCAGUGCCGCUUAGCGACUUCCGUUCUCUAUACGGUAUAUGCUGCUUGGUGACAGGAUUUCUGUAUUGCUUGAUCAUUCCGAAGUCCACCAAGUAUAUCAGAUUGUCGUCAGAGGUUGCGCCAAUGAGGAAAUUGUCGGGUUUGACGUCGCGAUAAAUGAGAUCAUUCUCAUGAACAAAUUGAAUUCGUUGAAUCAUCUGCUUGGCUACCUGCGCCACCGUUUUGACGCUGAAUCUUCUACCGCACCACUCGAACAAGUCUUCCAGCGAGGGUCCCAGUAGUUGUAUUAUGAGUAUGUUGUAAUAACCUUCUUGCCCGAAAUAGUACACCUUCGGAAUACCUUCAAUUGAUAGAUAGUGAUGGUUAUCGUUCUCAGGUCCAUCGCGCAGGUAAUUGUUUAUGGCACUGUUAAGGAUCUUGUACGCUUUGAACUCGUCCUUGAGCUGCGGAGCCUCAGACUUUCGGCUUUCAAACUUAAUCGCGACCGGUUGGUUAUCUCUCAGCAAAUCAUAGCCCUUGAAGAUGAUACCGAACGAACCUUCGCCUAUUUUUUGUGCAAUUUGAUAGUGUGAGGCUAUUAUGUUUCUAUUCACCUGUUGAGUAGUAUUGGCAGAACCCGAUCUUUUAUGUUGCAAGGCUGACAUAGAUUGAAUUAGGUGUUCAUAACAAUCACGGCUUCCAAGACUACUAACUCGAUCGUAAUAAAUGCUUUUUCCUGGUUUUGUUUCUCCUCCUUUUAUCUGUUGAUAUAUACUCAAUCAUUUCUCGCCGCAGAAAAAUUUUAUGGCGCUGGUGCACGGAUUACUACUAGGUGGAAGCUAGGGCGGUAAUAACAUUGUAUAUCUAAAAUCAUCUAAAUCCAGCGACUUUGAAAGCAUGAGCAAGGUCUUCGAUCAGGUCGUCUGCACUUUCAAUGCCUGCGCAUAACCGAAUCAGGUCUUCAGGAAAGUCUCUUUCCUUUCUGGUUUCCGCUGAAAUCGAUGCAUGACUCAUCAGGCAUGGAAGAGAGAUCAGUGAAGCCACAUAUCCAAAUGACACUGUAACAGAGUAUAUCUCACAAGCCGCGAUGAUUCGCUUACUAACAGCGACAUCUCCAGUUUCAAAAGACAGCACUGCUCCAGCACCUUUACAUUGUUUCUUGUGGAGCUCGUAUUGUGGAUGAGAUUCCAACCCUGGAUAUCUGACCUUUACAUUUUGCGACUCGAGCCACUUUGCAAUUUUCAUAGCGUUCUCCUGUUGUCUUUCAACCCUCAAUGCCAAUGUCUUAAGACCUCUGAGCAGCAGCCAAGAGUCAAAAGGUGCGAUACCAGCGCCUGUAGCGUUGAUAACAAAAAACACCUUUUUGGCCAACUCAUCACUGUUGGUUGCAAUCACUCCAGCCAUAAUGUCGUGGUGACCAUUCAAAUACUUUGUGGCAGACUCGUAUUGGAUAUCAGCCCCCAGCUCCAAAGGAGACAUGAACAAAGGCGUCAUCAUGGUGUUGUCGAAAACAACCACACAAUUCGGGUUUUGCUUGUGGGCGUGAUCUGCAAUGGCCUUAAGAUCACAGAUCUUGAUGAGAGGGUUAGUUGGCGAUUCCAAAACGACCAUCUUUGUGUCCUUUGUUAUUUUGGAAGUGAUGAGCUCUAGAUUUGUAGUGUCAUAGUGACCCACCUUGAUGUGAUUGAAAGUUUUGAUAUAUGUCAACAGUCUGUCAGUUCCACCAUAAAGAUCAUCACCAGCGAUAACUUCGUCACCUGGGCUCAAGAUUCUUACAAUAACAUCCAAAGCAGCCAUUCCAGAAUUCAAAGCAUAAACAUGCUUGGCUUUCAUGAUUUUGGACAGGUGGUUCUGCAGAGCUGAACGAGUAGGAUUUCCUGACCUGGUGUAGUCAUAUGGGCCCAUUUCGUCUAGGUCUUUGGCCUUGAAAGUUGCAGACAUGUAGGCUGGAGUAAUUGAGGCAUUGUGGGUGUUCUUAUCGUCCACAUGGACAAGUUCGGUUUCAAGCGAUAGUUUCUUAGUCAUUAGGGAAAGCAAUUAAAAAUUUCACAAAGUAAAGCCCGACACGAUGAGGUAAGUAACCCUAGAUUUUGGGGUACUAUAAAAAUCCAACUCAGUGUACAAUUAGUUUUCAGCGUGAAACAAGGUACCGUUUGAUGAGCUAGAUAGGUCGACGACGCAAUAUAUGAAAGAUAUGGAUUCUAUCGCCGUAAUGUGAUUUUUUCCCCAAAAAGAGGAUACUGUUUUAUAUUGUUUGUUGGAAGACAAGGCAGGGAGAAUACUUCUCCAUUAAUAUUCAAAGCUAGGAAGUGGAAGAGUGCCGCAAAGUGGGUCAGUUUAAAUGUCAUUGCAUCUAUUGAUUCAAUUCUUAUGCACGAUGGUCAUAACGUGCUGACGAUGCCGUUUGUUCUUGAGUUGUGUAGCAAUGGCCCCCAUAUUGACGAUUAGCUAAUCAAGUGUAUAAAAUUAAGAAUUACCCCAUCUUUUGUUGCAACUACAGUUCAUGUUUCUCUCAAGAUAUACGCGUCUAAGCAUUUCAAAGCGCCCCUUUAUAGGCCGCGGACUUCACAUUGUUGCAGUUCAUCGGGAUAAUCAGCGCAACAACCAAAAGAUGAAAUUUGAGUUCACUCCCGAGAACAAAGAGCUCGCUAUGGAGAUUGUGAAGAGAUAUCCGCCGCAGUACAAGAAGUCUGCAGUCAUGCCUUUACUUGAUCUAGGACAAAGACAGGCGGGGUUCACCUCAAUCGCUGUUAUGAACCACGUAGCCGAACUUCUCGACAUGCCGGCUAUGAGAGUGUACGAAGUUGCCUCCUUUUACACUAUGUACCAUAGAGAGCCUGUUGGAAAGUAUCAUAUACAGAUUUGCACAACCACGCCCUGCCAGCUGUGCAAUUCUGAUUCAGUCAUUGAGGCAAUCAUGAAACAUUUGAACUUGCAACCAAACCAGACUACCCCAGAUGGGUUAUUUAGUCUCGAGGAGGUUGAGUGUCUGGGUGCGUGCGUCAAUGCUCCGAUGAUGCAGAUCAAUGAUGACUACUAUGAGGACUUGACUGCCGAGUCCGCUGUGGAGAUCCUGGAGGCAUUAAAGUCCGGAAAAGACGUUCCUGUUGGAACAACCAAAAGGGAAUCCUGUGAACCAUUUUCAGGGCCAAAAGUUCUAGUCGGUGAGCCACUGGAUGUCUCCACUCUCACUCGCAGCGAUCUGUAGUCUCUUGAGGACUACUCAUAAUAUUUAUUUACUAUUAAACUUAAGAUUUUUAGAUUUUUAAGAUUUCUAGAUCCUUAGUUUUGCAGAUUUUCUAUUUUACCGUGGAGCAGGUACUGUGUUAUGUUUUUCAAGCAGAAAAUGGCUGUCUGAUCGAAAUUUUCACUGGUUGCCGAUCCCACAUGAGGAGUCAAAGACAUAUCUUGUCUCUGACAAUGGUGAACCAGCGGCUCUUCAGGGAACACGUCCAAACCCACAAAUCCUAUAUGCCCAUCCUUCAAUCCUUGUAUCAUAUCUUCGUCAUUGAUGAGGGACCCACGACCAACAUUAACAAGAAUAACACCUUUUUUCAUCAGCUGAAUAACACCCUUGUUGAUCAUGUUGAUCGACUGUGGAGUCGCAGGAAGACAAAGAACUAUACAAUCUGAUUCGGCUGCCACAUCAUGAAUCCUGGCUGCGUAGCGCACUUUGUAGCCCAAUUGAGCCUCCUCCUCAGGGGAAAGCUUGUUUCUUUUGAUAUAAAUGAUGUUCAUACCUAGACUGGAGAGUCUCUUGCCCACUUCUUUACCAAUUGCCCCAAAACCUAUGAUGGUUGCAGUUUUCCCCACUGGAGAAUGGACUUCAAUCGUCCCCACAUGAUGUCCAAAACAGUAUUUCGACUUCUUGCUGUGGUCAAGGACAAACACCCCGCUCUCAGCGUCGAAAUUUUUUACGUUUCCCAAAAGCGAGCGGGCCUCGAUUGUAUGAGGAUUCUGGCGAAGAAUGGCUUCAAACAAGCCAAACUUUCGAAAUCCAUUCAAGACAUGGUAGAGGACAGUCUCUGCCACUGCAGAAGCACCAAAAGUUGGUGAAUUGCAAAACUUGAUUCCUCUCUCACGUAAAGCCUCUAGAUCUAAUCCACCAAAUCCGGCAGAACAGACGGUGAUCAAUUUCAGCGACGAGGGCAGCUUGGCCACUAGCUCUUUAUCCAGAUUUCCAAUUUUCCCAAAUGGAGCCCAUGCACCGUAAAUUGCUUCGACAUUGUGUAAUUUGGUUUUCAGAUCAGAAACAAACUGUUCUCUAGAAACUAGCUCAUAGAAUACAACAUCAAAUGUUUUCGUAAACUGUUUGAAUUCUGGCAAAUUCUCAUUUAGACCUCCCAAGAACGCGACCAGAGGC